AUGUUCCGAUCACGCUGUCAAAAUAUCCUACGGUCGCGAUGCGUGGUGCCACCCGUUCAGGCAAUGACUUGUCAUCCCCUGACACACGCAGCAUUCUCCACCUCGGCUCGACGUGAGCUCAUGGAGACAAGUGGUUUCACCGAGGAGCAACUGACUGUUCGAGAUGCCAUUCAAAAUAUUUGUUCAAAAUUUCCAAACACCUACUGGCAGGAACGCGAUCAGCAGGAGAAAGACCCCAAGGAAUUUCAUGCAGCCCUAGCAAAAGAUGGCUGGCUCGGCAUUGCCCUCCCGGAAUCCCUGGGAGGAGCAGGCUUAGGUAUAUCUGAGGCUACAAUGAUGAUGCAAACCAUCACGCAAUCCGGUGCAGGCAUGGCAGGAGCGCAAGCCAUCCACGCUAACGUAUAUGCCACACAGCCACUAGCUCGGUUUGGUACUCAAGAACAGCUAGAGACUACCAUUCCUAACAUCAUUAAUGGGACCUGGCGAACUUGUUUUGGAGUCACAGAGCCAAACACAGGCCUGGACACCCUUAAGCUCAAGACCCUAGCAAAAAAGACAGCGGAUGGAUACACCGUGACUGGUCAGAAAAUCUGGAUCACUUGCGCGCAGGUCGCGUCGAAAAUGAUUCUGUUGGCUCGAACUACUCCACUCGAAGAAGUUAAGAAGUCAACAGAGGGACUAUCAAUGUUUUGCAUUGACCUAAACCGCGAUCAGCCGGGGUUAGAUCUUCGCAAAAUCAAGAAAAUGGGCGGUCGCGCCGUGGAUGCGAAUGAAGUGUUCUUCGACAACUACACUAUCCCCGCAAACGCACUCAUCGGCCAAGAAAACGAAGGCUUCAAGAUCAUUCUACACGGUAUGAAUGCCGAACGUUGUCUUCUAGCUGGCGAAGCCCUCGGCCUAGGAUACGCUGCACUAGAAAAGGCCGCUGAGUACGCCAAGGAGCGCGUGGUAUUCGGUCGUCCCAUUGGUCAGAACCAGGGUGUUUCGCAUCCGCUCGCUGAUGCGUAUAUGAAGUUGGAGGCGGCGAAGCUUGCGACAUACCAUGCUGCGAGACUUUAUGAUACGAAUGACGGCUCAAUCCCAUUCCAUUCUAUUGGUGUCGCAUGCAACAGUGCGAAGUAUUUGGCUGCUGAAGCCGCUUUCACGGCUUGUGAAAGGGCUGUUUUGGCUCAUGGUGGUAUGGGUUAUGCGAUGGAGUAUGAUGUUGAACGGUACAUGCGCGAAUGUUUCGUCCCCAGGAUUGCACCUGUGAGUCGGGAAAUGAUUCUGAAUUACGUUAGUGAGAAGGUGUUGGACUUGCCUCGAAGCUACUAA
Penicillium longicatenatum is the source of this 1314-nucleotide messenger RNA. Its product is annotated as acyl-CoA dehydrogenase family protein. The transcript is spliced from 2 exons. NCBI's taxonomy places the organism in Eukaryota, Fungi, Ascomycota, Eurotiomycetes, Eurotiales, Aspergillaceae. The coding region runs from base 1 to 1314 and encodes 437 amino acids. Gene Ontology annotation, molecular function: acyl-CoA dehydrogenase activity; flavin adenine dinucleotide binding. The record is from RefSeq and is a predicted model, not a curated record.